Molecule: messenger RNA, 3489 nt
Organism: Rubroshorea leprosula
Lineage: Eukaryota; Viridiplantae; Streptophyta; Magnoliopsida; Malvales; Dipterocarpaceae
Source: the annotation of a GenBank genome assembly
GUAAACUGAAAUGAAAUUAGUAAGAGAUUAGUUAGAUUAAUAUAUAUUAAUUUUAAAAUUUAGAAAAAAUUCUCUUUUUUCUUGCAGGAAAUGGACACUGAUCACGGAGGAAGGAGACGGCACGGCAACGGCAACUCGACAACCGGUUUCAAGGAUUUCGCGAACAGACUGCCAGCUUUUGACAGAGGAUUACUGAAGCAAUGUGAAUCGUUCCAUUUUGUUAACUUCCCUGAGGAUUGGGGGGCGAAGCAGUUGUUUUACUUCAUCAGAACGACUGUAAAAGCAGGUAGACUCUGGGACAUUUUCAUUCCCAGCAAGAGAGACAGAAGAGGCAACAGGUACGGUUUUGCCAGAUUUUUAGACGCGAGGAAUGAGCAGGAGAUGAAGAAGCAACUGGGAAAUAUAUGGAUUGGUAACCAAAGGGUGAUUUUCAACUCGGCUGUGGAAAGAAGAAAGGAGAAGAGAAGUAUGGAAGCAAAACCAGUAGAGGAAGCAAAUUGGAAAAGUACCAAGAGGACAAUCACUGCUGAAGACAAGAAUACAGUGGAAGAAGGGAGUAGGAAGAUUCCAAGAAUGACAUAUGCGCAAUGCCUUCUCCAGCAGAAAGAAAUGGCAAACUCCACUGAAUCAGGAAACAAAGAUCCAACACCGUCAGAGUCAAAAGAAUUUCCAAGGAGGUCUAACAAAGGAACGCCCAAGACUCCCAGUGUGAGUCGGCCUGUGUACAAAAAGGUGAUUGAGCUAAAGGACACAGAUAAAGCUGAAGAUAAACUGAUGAAGUGUGCAGUUGGGGUGGUGUUAACCCCAUCUAUCAUCCCAAACCUCCCAGAAAUCUUCUUUAAUGAAGGUUUCCCUUCAAUCAAAAUUGCCCCUAUGGGAGGUAACCUUGUUUUAAUCGAUGAUGAGGAUCCAGAGCAUGUUAAGGAACUGGUAGAUGGGAACUUACAGUGGGUGGCAGCUUAUUUUGAUAGAAUUAAGUACUGGGCUCCAUCAGACAUCGCAGAAGAAAGAUUUGUGUGGGUGAGAAUCCAGGGGUUACCUAUACAUGCUUGGUCUGAAGAAAGUUUAUCAACGAUCGGUAACCAUGUGGGUAAACUAGUUUCAAUUGAUGAGUAUACACUCUCUAAGGAAUGCCUGGAUGCAGCAAGAAUGUUAGUCUCCACCAAGUCCAAAUUGGCGAUAAAUGAAGACUUCAUCCUCAAAGUGAAGAAUAAUAGCUUUCACAUUGCUGUAGUGGAGGAAAAUUGGAGGACUGAUCCAUGGUGGCUGAAGAAAUCUGCCAGCUCAAUCGUUGAGUCAGAAGUGAGUUCAACGGCGUUCAACUUCAGUGAAGAGUCCGGCGACUUUGACGAUGACAGCAUGAACGGGUUAGAGCAAGACGAAUUUCAAACACUUACCCAUAGAGUCAAUGGCAUUAAUUGUUCUGACACAGUGCGCGGCUCAAAGAAGUCUGCUGAAAUGGGCAAGUUUUGCAACGGCACUCUAUCAAAUCAAGAGUGUGGGGAACAGAGAGAGGAGCGGGAAAGCAGGGGAACAAAUCGAAAGCUUAACAGGUUGUGUACAGACCUGGAUUCUGAAGUGCAAGUCAUCCAAGAAAUGGCCCAAAUUGGAAGCCCAGAAGACAGCAAAAAUGAAGCCCAGUUGGUUAAGAAUAAAACAAAAAGGGGUGAGCAGGUGCAAGGUGGGCUCCAAGCGGACAAAAGCCCUAAUAAGAGCCCUUCUCUACCGCCUGAAACGAGGGCUGAAUUAACAAAGCUGAUAACUGGUACAAAGCGUGGAAGGAGGAGAAAAGCAACCAUCCAGCCGGUCAACUUCGGUGGUGAAUCCCCAAUUGGAUCUCUAUCGGACAGCGACAUCUUAUACAACAAUAGAAGAAUCAAAGAAGGCAUGAUUGCAGAGGAAGCGAAGAAGGUGCUGGAUUUCGGGAGCAAGCUAGGAAUUCAGACCAAAAAUCAAGAUGAGCAGAUCUUAGAAAGGUUCAGGCGAAUGGAAGAGAGGGACAUGCAGGGAAGGGAGGGGUUCAGUGAACUAUGGGAAGCAUGGCAAAGAAGAGAAGUGGCAUGGAAGCAGAAGACUAAGCUUGACUGGGUUCAGCAAGGGGAUGCCAAUUCUAAGCUCUUUCAUAGAAUUGCUAGUGGCAACAGAUCCAGGAAAUUGAUUCGGGGCUUAUAUAAAAAUGGGUCAUGGAUGGAAGAACCCAAUACAGUGAAGCAAGAAGUGCGGGAUUACUUCAAAAAUAUUUUUCAAGAAGAGAAAUGGGAUAGGCCAAAGCUUGAUGGUUUGCAAUUCAAACAGCUAGAUGAUGAAGACAGACUUUGGUUAGAAAGAGAUAUCUCAGCAGAAGAGGUGAAACAAGCAGUGUGGGAAUGUGGAGGGGACAAGUCCCCAGGUCCUGAUGGGUUCAGCUUCCAUCUAAUUAGAUCUUUCUGGAGUGUGGUCGAAAAAGAUAUUGUUGAUUUUGUUCAAGAAUUUUCCAGCAAUGGCAAACUGGUGCUGGCUAACAGGAUUAAGAAAGUUUUAUCUAAAGUGAUUAGUGGGGCACAGUCUGCAUUUUUGGGAGGGAGACAGAUCACUGAUGGAAUACUGAUUUUAAAUGAAGUAGUGGAGGAGAUCAAGAGGAAAAAGGCUAGUAGCUUCGUUUUUAAAGCAGAUUUCGAGAAAGCAUAUGACUGUGUGAACUGGAAUUUCUUAGAUGAAAUGAUGUGGAGGCUUGGAUUUGGUGAAAAAUGGAGAAAAUGGAUAAAGGAAUGUUUGCAAACAGCUUCAGUAUCAGUUCUUGUUAAUGGAAGCCCAACUGAUGAGUUCAAAAUGGAGAGAGGGUUAAGACAAGGUGAUCCCAUUGCUCCGUUUCUCUUUUUAAUUGUCGCAGAAGGCUUAAAUGGGUUGAUUGAAGCAGCUGUAAGUAAGGACCUAUUCCAAGGAGUCGAUAUAGGCUCUUUUGGCCUCAACAUAUCUCACCUCCAGUUUGCCGAUGACACCGUUAUCAUAGGGAAGGCAGAUCCUACAAACAUAAAAGCUGUGAAAGGGUUAUUGAGAUGGUUUGAACUGGUUUCGGGUUUGAAAAUCAAUUUCAACAAAAGUGUGCUGUAUUCGUUCCAUGUCUCGGAUGAGUGGGGAAGAAUGGCAGCUGCUACUCUUAAUUGUAAAUCAGGGUCCAUCCCAUUCACUUACCUUGGCAUGCCAGUUGGGGAUGUUAUGUGUAGGAGGAAACCUUGGAUUCCAGUUAUUGAUAAUUUUAGCAAGAAGCUGGCAGUCUGGAAAGCGAAACACCUCUCGAUUGGUGGUCGAGUUACGUUGCUAAGAGGAGAAGAAUAGGUUAGCAUGGCUGAGUUGGGAGAAAGUUUGUAGGGGGAAAAAAGAGGGAGGUUUAGGGGUUCCAAAUCUCGAGUAUAGAAAUAUAGCUUUGCUAGGGAAGUGGUGGGACAGAUUUGGGAAGGAAGAGAAUAGCUUAUGGAAGGCAGUUAUUUCCAAUAAAUAUUACGGUGGGGA